Messenger RNA from Setaria italica (foxtail millet), 1014 nucleotides. Its product is annotated as glutathione S-transferase 4. Gene Ontology annotation, molecular function: glutathione binding; glutathione transferase activity. Lineage: Eukaryota; Viridiplantae; Streptophyta; Magnoliopsida; Poales; Poaceae. Gene Ontology annotation, cellular component: cytoplasm. The record is from RefSeq and is a predicted model, not a curated record. The transcript has 3 exons. Bases 218 to 880 code for a protein of 220 amino acids.
CGCAGCCUUAGCCAAGCGAACCAAGAGAAGCACACACACCACUGACCGAACACCUCCGGCGUUUACUAGAAGAAGAAGCGCAUCGUCGUCGUCUCUCCCAAGCCCAGCCAGCCAUCCCUGCCCAAAGGUUCACCUGAGGUAACAGAUCCCGCGACGAGCUGAUCGGAGCACGACAGGUAAACGGCGGAGGGUACGUGCACGGUGCUUGCGGCGGGCGAUGGCGGCUGUGAUGAAGGUGCACGGGUGGGCGAUGUCGCCGUUCGUGUCGCGCGCGCUGCUGUGCCUGGAGGAGGCCGGCGUCGGGUAUGAGCUCGUCCCCAUGAGCCGCUACGCCGGCGACCACCACCGCCCGGACCACCUCGCCAUGAACCCGUUCGGUCAGGUGCCGGUUCUUGAGGACGGAGACCUCACCGUCUUCGAAUCGCGCGCAAUCGGAAGGCACGUUCUUCGCAAGUACAGGCCGGAGCUCCUAGGUGAAGGCAACCUCGAGAGGUCCGCGAUGGUGGACGUGUGGCUGGAGGUGGAGGCCCACCAGCUCCACCCGGCCAUGGGCGCCAUCUCCGUGGAGUGUUUCGCGCCUUUCCUCGGCCGCGCGCGCAACCAGGCCGUCAUCGACGAGAACGUCGAGAAGCUGAAGAAGGUGCUCGAGGUGUACGAGGCGCGGCUGGCGCAGAGCAGGUACCUCGCCGGCGACCUCGUCAGCUUCGCCGACCUCAGCCACUUCACGAUGGUGCACUACUUCAUGGCCACCGAGUACGCCGCGGUGCUCGACGCGCACCCGCACGUCAAGGCGUGGUGGGAGGAGCUCGCGGCGCGGCCGGCGGCGAGGAAGGUGGCGGCAUUCAUGCCGCUGGAUUUUGGGGCGGCCAAGGAGGUGUGAUAUGGAAUGUAUCUGUGCUUUCGCUUGUGUGUUGUGGGAUUGAUUGUAUCGAUGAAUGAUGUUUUCGCUACAUUUUGUUUUGUACUUACACCCUCAUUCCAACUUUCUCAUAGAGGAUCACAAAAAUUUAUGAC